AUGGAUGAAAUUAAAACUAUGCCCCUAAAUAUUCAAGAAGAAAUAAGGCAACAAAUGGUGGAAAUGCUAAAUAUAAAAGAAGGUAUCAAGAACACCAGUAACAUCAACGAGAAGUUCAAAAGCUUAGAAAAUAAAAAUUUACUUAUGGAACAAAAACUAAACACAAAAAAGGCGAUAGAUAUAGAUAGACCUACCAAGAUU
Molecule: messenger RNA, 201 nt
Organism: Brenthis ino (lesser marbled fritillary)
Lineage: Eukaryota; Metazoa; Arthropoda; Insecta; Lepidoptera; Nymphalidae
Source: the annotation of a GenBank genome assembly